UGCAAUUGUACCUACGCGCUACGUAUAAUCAAUAGCGCUGGGCUAAGCGAUAACGAAUACAAAUCUACUGCAGUUUGUUCAUAACAUUCCUUUGUGAAAUACGAGUGGUUUAAUAAAGCAAGUGUAGUGAGUCAGAUUCCUAAAUGGCUUCCAAAGGAAAAAAAUCAGCAGCAGUGGAGAUCCCGGAGUGCCCAGUAUGCCUGGAGAGCAUGAGCAUACCAGUGUUCCUGUGCCAGUCGGGGCAUAGUCUGUGCAACUCCUGCACUCUGGCGCUGUGCCCUCCAUCAUGCCCCAUCUGCAGACAACCCAUGACGCAGAUGAGAAACCGGUCACUUGAGGAACUUAUCAACAAGGCAAAAUCUCCAUGCCCCAACCGAAGCGCCGGCUGCGUGUUUACACUGCCCGCGGCCGCGAUGGCCGACCACGUUAAGGAGUGCCUGUUCCGUCCGCGAGACUGCCCCCAUUCGGUCUUUGGCAAAUGCUCUUGGGCUGGUGAUUUAACGAAGAUGAUGGAGCAUUUCAAAGAGAAGCACCCGGCCCAUUGCGUGGCCGAUGUGGACCGCGAAGCUGGCUGGAGGCUGCAGGUGGAUCAGCUGGACCUCAAGGAGUGUGCUCGUUACGUGUACCUGGCCUCGCAACAGCAGUUCCUCUUCAUCAUCACCCUCAAGGUUGAUACCAUUAAGAGGAUGGCCUACUGGGUAAUCCAGCACAUCGGACAAAAGAAAGUCGCCCAACAGCACCUCUACGAGAUACACAUUGUCAGCCGCCGCGACCAGCAACGCAAGGUUGUCUUCACCGAGCACUGCCUGAACGACAGCUUGAAACCUGAGGAGGUGUUCCAACAGGCCAACUGCCCUGUCAUGUCAUUAGACAUGCUAGCACAUUUUAUUCAAGAUAAGAAACUCUCAUUCCGCUUUGUCAUCAAGAGGUUGACUAGAGAGAACAAGGAGAAUGCUGGUCAGGCACCAAGCAGUAGGGAGUCAUCUGUUUCCAGAGACAGGGAUGCCUCGCAGGGACCCGAGGCGAGAGGCCCGGGGCCGAAGCCACAUUGGAAGAAGCAUCCAGGACAGAAACCGGGUCCUAAGAAGUUCACAAAGGCUCAGCAGGCUUGAUAACAUUUUCAAUUAUGAUUUUUUGAGUUUUGAUUAUUGUAGUUAUAGAUUUUAGCAGUAUUAAGAUCCAAAUAAUGUAGAAUUAGAAUAUUAGGAAGUGGUCAGGUAGAUCAUAGAUUUAGGUAUGAAAAAUUGUUGUUAUGUAGAUAGGUAUAGAAAAUUAUUUUGUGUGUUACUAUUAGAAUGGAGUUUAGUUACUAAAAUAAUUAUAUUAUACAUUUCAACAUAAAUGGUCUAUGUAAAGAUGUAUAUUACCUAGUUGAUAAAAAAUAUUUAUAAUCUAAUGUUAAUUUACCAUUUGCAAGUUGGUUUGGUUUUAGGAGCCUAAAGCACAAAAAAGUUUGUUGUAUUUGUAUUUUUUUAAUAAAAAUCAGGGGUACAAUGUUA
This is a messenger RNA of Leguminivora glycinivorella, 1499 nucleotides long. Its product is annotated as E3 ubiquitin-protein ligase SIAH1-like. Gene Ontology annotation, biological process: proteasome-mediated ubiquitin-dependent protein catabolic process; multicellular organism development. The transcript is spliced from 7 exons. The coding region runs from base 144 to 1112 and encodes 322 amino acids. Gene Ontology annotation, molecular function: ubiquitin protein ligase activity; zinc ion binding; ubiquitin conjugating enzyme binding. NCBI's taxonomy places the organism in Eukaryota, Metazoa, Arthropoda, Insecta, Lepidoptera, Tortricidae. The record is from RefSeq and is a predicted model, not a curated record. Gene Ontology annotation, cellular component: cytoplasm.